This is a messenger RNA of Durusdinium trenchii, 501 nucleotides long. Lineage: Eukaryota; Dinophyceae; Suessiales; Symbiodiniaceae. The record is from the annotation of a GenBank genome assembly.
AGAUUAGACUAGCUAUCCAUGUACCCACUGCCAUGGACAACUUGACCCUGGCUGCCUGUGCUGCCUUCCUCACCGCUGCUGCUGUGUUGGGCUCGAUGGCUUGGCUCGGCCAUGUGGUACAGAAGAAGAGCUUGACGUCUCAUCAUGUGCCUCACAAGGUUUCAGAACACGCUGUUCUCUGGCUCCAAGCAGCUGAAUUGGGAGACACACAAACGCUCCGGCAAGAGGUGCAAAUGCGUCCAGAACUCCGGGAAGCGUGCAAUGCGAAGGGUGAGACUGCCUUGAUUCUGGCAGCCCGCUUGGGACACUUGUCUGCCUGCAAGCUAUUGGUUUCCUUGCGCGCAGAUGUCGAGGCCACAGACAGCAGCGGCGGCACUCCUUUGACUCAUGCAGCGCAUGGGAAGCAUAAAGAAGUUUGCCAGCUGCUAUUGGAUCAUGGCGCCGACAUUGAGGCCAUUGACUGUGGUGUGAGAAGCACUGGUUGUUUCGUACAAUGAGAGG